Messenger RNA from Cladocopium goreaui, 870 nucleotides. NCBI's taxonomy places the organism in Eukaryota, Dinophyceae, Suessiales, Symbiodiniaceae. The record is from the annotation of a GenBank genome assembly.
GGAUCCCACCUUGUGCAGAAGUCGGAGUGGCAUACAAGGACCCUGCUUUGACAAAGCACAAUGGUGGAAAACCCUAUGAUGCUCUUGCGUGCCAGAUGUAUUGCGAAACAAAUCCGGACUGCUCUUUUUUCACCUACUAUGAGGAAUCCAAGGACUGCUGGCUUUUGGGCAGUGAUGCCAUUCGGGUGCCAAAUGUGGCCGGAGCUGUAAGCGGGCAAGAGGAUUGCAGCCAUAUGCUGAGAGGCAGUACAAUUGCGAUUGACGAGCCCAACCCACUCACGAAGUACCCGGAUGUAGCUGUUACUCCUCAGGCGUUGCAAAGGGUAGUGGCAGCAGAUGCAAAUAAUUUGAUCGUUGACGCUGGGCCAACUGCAAGCCCUGGAUUCCCAUUCGGCUGGGUGCUAGGUGGAGCCGCAUGUGGCCUCGUAGCAGCUGCGUUUGGGGCCUUUUUGUUUGCAAAAUCAGAAGGUUCAAAAGCACGAUCUCAGCUGGCAUCGAGCUAUGUUUCCUCAAGAGGAGUGAAGGUAGAGAGCCCAGAAACUGUGGAUAGAGCGCCACUGAUGGAGCCAGGCAUCUUGUCUUCGCAGGCUCAACCUGUCUUUCAUCCGGCUCCUCCCUUUCAGGCAUCUUUUUCGGUGCCGCCACCUUCCAAAGCUGCAUCGGUCUUCACAAACCCAGCGCAGGGUGCAGCAGUGCUCAUGGUUUACUACGGAGGAAACGGAACGCAGGCCCAACCUCAUCAGUUCUCUCAGUUCUAUGGAUAGCAAUGACAACCUUUUGGCACUGACUGCCAUGCAGACUUUACCUUGGAAAGACAAGGUGAAGCGUUGCGACGCAUCAUAUUCAUCAAGCCGGGAAUCGCUGGCAUCG